Messenger RNA from Pantherophis guttatus, 1115 nucleotides. Lineage: Eukaryota; Metazoa; Chordata; Lepidosauria; Squamata; Colubridae. The record is from RefSeq and is a predicted model, not a curated record.
ACGGCAACGCGCGCGACCUUUCGCGACACCCGGCGGAAGGAGCGGCGGCCAUGGACGUGGGGGAGCUGCUCAGCUACCAGCCGAACAGGGGGACCAAGCGGACCCGCGAUGACGACGACGAGGAGCCGAAGACGCGGCACAAGCCAGGUGGCUAUCGGGAGCGUGGCCGUUACCGGGACGAAGACCCUCCGGUGGCCGAGGAGUCCGAAGACGACAAGAAGAAGCUGCUCCACAUUUUUGAAAAGGGCGAGGAGGAGGAUGAAGAGGAGGAACCUCUGGACGAAAGCUCCGUCAAGAAGAUGAUCCUCACCUUUGAGAAGAGGUCCUACAAGAACCAGGAGCUCCGGAUCAAAUUCCCAGACAACCCAGAGAAAAGCAAGCUUGUCAUCCGGUCAGCAUUUUACACCGGCGAUGAAUUUGUAGCGACAAGGAAGACGGAGCAAAAACGCCAUAAAUUAACCUCUGGGAAAAGCGAGGCGAGCAUCUCUCUUCCGGAAGGCAGGAGAGAGCACGUCUGCUCCAUCCUGGCCUCCCUCCUGAGGAACCUGCGGAGUCAGCAGAGGACACGACUGCUCAACAAAUUCACGGAGAACGACAGCGAGAAGGUGGACAGGCUGAUGGAGCUCUAUUUCAAAUACCUGGAUGCCAUGCAGGUAGCCGAUAAGAAGAUUGAAGGUGAAAAGCAUGACAUGGUGCGCCGCGGGGAGAUCAUCGACGACGACACCGAAGAGGAGUUCUACCUGCGGCGCCUGGACGCCGGUCUCUUUGUGCUCCAGCUCAUCUGCUACAUCAUGGCGGAGAUCAGCAAUGCCGGCAUCCCUCAGAUCCGCCAGAGGGUGCACCAGAUCCUGAACAUGCGGGGCAGCUCCAUCAAGAUCGUCCGGCACAUCAUCAAAGAGUAUGCGGAGAACAUCGGAGAUGGGAAGAACCCCGAAUUCCAGGAGAGUGAGCAAAAACGGAUCGUGGAACUCCUGGAGAACUUCUGAGGAACCCUUGACGGCUUCUAGGACCUUCUGCAACUUGGGGUCCAAGAGAGACUUUUGGGAGAAACGGGACCUUCUCAAGUUUUUUGAGGGGGGUUAUUUUGAAUUAUUAAAGAUUUGGUUUGAUUUGUA